Cicer arietinum (chickpea) is the source of this 2328-nucleotide messenger RNA. Its product is annotated as pre-mRNA-splicing factor SLU7-like. NCBI's taxonomy places the organism in Eukaryota, Viridiplantae, Streptophyta, Magnoliopsida, Fabales, Fabaceae. Gene Ontology annotation, cellular component: spliceosomal complex. Gene Ontology annotation, biological process: mRNA splicing, via spliceosome. The record is from RefSeq and is a predicted model, not a curated record. Gene Ontology annotation, molecular function: pre-mRNA 3'-splice site binding.
UGAAAAGGGUAUAAAUUGUAGUGACCUUAUGGUUAAUCUGUUUCUCAUUAUUGUAUCAUUGGUUUCAAUUGUUAUAGUUCUCAACAUGGCAACAGCUUCAGUGGCAUUCAAGUCCAGGGAGGAUCAUCGAAAACAGAUUGAACUUGAGGAAGCACGUAAAGCCGGGCUUGCUCCUGCUGAGCUUGAUGAAGAUGGGAAGGAAAUUAAUCCCCAUAUUCCUCAGUAUAUGUCAUCUGCACCUUGGUAUCUUAAUGCUGAGAGACCUAGUUUGAAACAUCAAAGGAAAUGGAAAUCUGAUCCCAAUUACACCAAAUCAUGGUAUGACAGAGGUGCUAAAACUUUUCAGGCCAGCAAGUACAGGAAAGGUGCAUGUGAGAACUGUGGAGCUAUGACACAUAAUGUCAAGGCAUGCAUGGAAAGACCCCGAAAAGUAGGAGCAAAGCAUACAAACAAGCAUAUUGCCGCUGAUGAGAAGAUAGAAACUAUUGAGCUUGACUAUGAUGGCAAACGGGACAGAUGGAAUGGGUAUGAUCCAUCAACAUUUGCCCGAGUCAUUGAGAGAUAUGAAGCCAGAGAUGAUGCUCGAAAGAAGUACUUGAAUGAACAACAGCUGAAGAAAUUGGAGAAGAGCGACCAAACUGAUGAGGGCGCUGCCAUUGAUGAGGCUAUAGAAGAUGAUGAUUUAAGGGUAGAUGAGGCGAAGGUUGAUGAAAGCAAACAAAUGGACUUUGCCAAGGUUGAGAAGCGUGUGCGAACAACAGGCGGUGGGAGUACUGGAACUGUGAGGAACUUACGUAUUCGAGAGGAUACUGCAAAAUAUCUUCUCAAUCUUGAUGUCAAUUCUGCACAUUAUGAUCCCAAGACCAGGUCCAUGCGUGAAGAUCCUCUUCCAGAUGCAGAUCCAAAUGAAAAGUUUUACGAGGGUGAUAACCAAUAUAGAAAUAGUGGUCAAGCUUUGGAGUUCAAGGAAUUAAACAUCCAUGCUUGGGAAGCAUUUGACAAGGGACAAGAUGUUCACAUGCAAGCAGCUCCUUCCCAAGCUGAAUUGCUCUAUAAGAAUUUCAAGGUCAUGAAGGAGAAAUUGAAGUCUCAUACGAAAGAAACUAUUAUUGAGAAGUAUGGCAAUGCUGCUGACGAGGAGAAACUUCCAAGAGAACUUCUGCUAGGUCAGAGUGAGAGGCAAGUUGAGUAUGAUCGUGCUGGUAGAAUUAUUAAAGGACAGGAAGCUGCAAUCCCCAGAAGCAAGUAUGAAGAAGAUGUUUACAUUAAUAACCACACAACUGUUUGGGGCUCAUGGUGGAAGGAUCACCAAUGGGGUUUUAAGUGCUGCAAGCAGACAAUACGUAAUAGCUAUUGCACUGGUGCUGCUGGUAUUGAGGCCGCUGAGGCUGCAAAUGAUCUCAUGAGAGCUAAUAUUGCCCGUAAGGAGGCUGCUGCAGAGGAUCCUGCACCAGGGGAAGAGAAAAGGCUUGCUACAUGGGGAACCGAUGUCCCAGAUGACCUAGUUCUGGAUGAAAAAUUGCUUGCCGACGCACUCAAAAAGGAGGAUCAAAGAAAGAGGGAAGAGAAAGAUGAGCGGAAGCGUAAAUAUAAUGUUAGAUGGAAUGAUGAGGUUACUGCAGAGGACAUGGAGGCAUACAGGAUGAAGAAAGUACAUCAUGAUGACCCAAUGAAGAGUUUCAUGAACUAAGCUUGGAAUUUGGUGCGAACAGGUAUGGAGGCAUACAGGAUGAAGAAAGUACAUCAUGAUGACCCAAUGAAGAGUUUCAUAAACUAAACUUGGUAUUUGGUGCGAACAGAGGACACGAAGGCAUACAGGAUGAAGAAAGUACAUCAUGAUGGCCCAAUGACGAGUUUCAUGAACUAAAGCUUGGAGAGGGCAAAAAGGCCUGCCUGCGUUCAUUUCGUUACAAGGCCACAAGCCAUUCUGUUGUUUUCUCACUGCCAGAAGGAUUGGGCAGAAUGGAUGAUUAGUGACAUAGAAGAGCAGAGUUGAAUUCGAUAUUUGAACAGCUUUGUGUCUAGUUGCUACUAUGGUGUUAUUUAGCUUUUGGAACACAAGGGUGUUUUAAUGACUCAAUAGCAUCUGUUUUUUAUGUAUGAACUUCCAACAUUACAUGUAUGUUCAAACAUCUCUUAUGAUGUCUUUGAGAGAUGUUAGAGCCACUCAGGCAGAUGCUUUACCGGUCUAAGUCUAUAUCCUAGUUUCGACUGUGUUUUCUGGGUCUUUUAUGUUCUUAAAGAAUGGUCCACUAGCUGAUGUGUCAUGGAUCAUAGAACAAAAUGCAAUCCUUGAUGUUUUUAUGGAGUUUAUAAUUAUUACAAACA